AUGGCCGCCACCGUCACUGCUCCUUCCGCGACACACAACGAAGCUCGUCAAGCCGCCCAAGACUAUCUCAAUCAACGUCUAGCGAGCGGCGCCUCAGCUAAACCAGCAAGACCGUUCACUGUCCCAGAGAUCAACAUCGCCAACUCAUUCUCUGAUGAUGUUAAUGCGAGGAAAACAGUAGCAGCCAAGAUCCACGAUGCAUGCACGAACAGCGGCUUCUUCCACCUCACUGGUCAUGGUGUCUCCGAAGAAACGCGACAGAAGAUUAUCAACGCUGCCAAGCGCUUCACCAAAGACUUGCCUCGAUCGAGCAAAGAAGCGUUGCACGUCAAGCACAGCAAGUAUUUUCGCGGCUGGGAACCAGCCGACUAUACUUACGUCAAUCCUGGUGACUGGUCUGCCGAGACCGCUGCUCCUGAGACAAAGGAAGGCUUCAACUGGGGCUAUGAACCAGGUCUUGACCCUACUGGCGGCGAUGGGCAGUACCGUGAACUGGACGGCGAGGAUGUCAACGGUAACGUGUGGCCAAAAAAAGAAGAUCUCCCUGGCUUUUACGCAGAUGUCAAAGAGUACUAUGGCCAAAUCUUACAGCUGGCUCGCCAUCUCUUUCGAUUGUUUGCGCUGUCGCUGGAUCUACCUGAGGAGUACUUUGAUGAUAUGAUGACGCAUCCAGGCGGGAUUGCCAGGUUGCUGUACUAUCCUGCGAGCAAAGACCCCAAGCCUCUGAAUCCUAACGAGCCAGAUAAGGAGAUUGGUCUGGGAGCUCAUUCUGACUACGAGUGUUUCACAAUUCUGCUUUGCUCUACCGCUUCAGGCCUGGAGAUACUGUCGCCGGAGAAUAUCUGGGUUCCUGCACCGGCCGUGGAAGGGAGCUUCAUCAUCAACGUUGCAGACUUCUUGAUGAGGUGGACGAAUGGUGUCUACAUAUCGACCGUUCAUCGUGUCGUCAACAGAACCACGCAUGAGCGUUACAGCGUCCCAUUCUUCUUCAAUAUCAACUACGAUCAGACUGUUGAGACACUGCCGAGCUGUGUGACGCCUGAACGGCCUUCACAAUACCCUCCAGUCAAGGCGGGGGAGUACAUUUUGGAAAGACUGAAAGCUGUACCAAAAAUGGUUAGAUAUUGGGCUCUGUAUCAUACGUUGGAUCUCGAAAUCAGUCACUGGAUAUUCGCUCUGAGGAACCUAUUUGAGUCGUUGUAUACUGUUCAGCCUACCAGAGAUACCGUCUCCCCGAAGAACCUUUCGAGGAUGUGUGAUGCGCCACUAGGUGAUCCAUGCUUGCAUAUAGGUGAUGGAGCUGCUUGUUCUGUAGAGUAUGUGUUGAGGUACUGGUGCCGUCUUGUGCUAACUGCUGUGGAGGUGUUGCUCUGA
Molecule: messenger RNA, 1374 nt
Organism: Fulvia fulva
Lineage: Eukaryota; Fungi; Ascomycota; Dothideomycetes; Mycosphaerellales; Mycosphaerellaceae
Product: 2-oxoglutarate-Fe(II) type oxidoreductase hxnY
Exons: 2
Coding region: 1-1374 (457 amino acids)
Molecular function (GO): dioxygenase activity
Source: RefSeq, a predicted model, not a curated record